Wyeomyia smithii (pitcher-plant mosquito) is the source of this 5498-nucleotide messenger RNA. RefSeq names its product putative ankyrin repeat protein RF_0381. The record is from RefSeq and is a predicted model, not a curated record. The coding region runs from base 2127 to 4787 and encodes 886 amino acids. The transcript is spliced from 2 exons. Gene Ontology annotation, molecular function: protein binding. NCBI's taxonomy places the organism in Eukaryota, Metazoa, Arthropoda, Insecta, Diptera, Culicidae.
UAAAAUUAACAUAAAUAAAAUUUUAACAAAGAAAAACACAAACCUGUUGCUGCUGCAUAAAUUUUGUACAGAUAUGUUUUUCUCUUUUCAAUAUGCGGUUUUAGCUCAGGAAAAUAGUUUAAAACAAUUUCAAAAACUGUCUCAUAACUUGGUAACGGAUAUUCAGCAAUAAUUUCGUCUCGUAUUUUUUCCAUAUUUGAUUGGAAGAAUGAUUUAUGUUUACUUAAAACAAACUUCAUCAUGUCAACAUAUUCACGGGACAUCAAACCGUUGAGAGUGAUUAUGGCGGCAUUACAUUCGAAUAUAUCUUUGGCACAAGCGUACACUUCAUAAAGUUCUUUAACAAGCUCUAACUCAUUAGCGCAGAUCAACGCGUGCAGUGCGGUAUAACCUUGCGUAUUAGAUAUCUUCACAAGGCUCGGUUGCUUCCGUAUUUCAGCUCUGUAAUUUUCGCAGGCUUUUUUAUAAGUUAUAAGGUCGAUCAGUGCAACAGCUUGUCCCCAUUUGUAGGACAGAUCGUAUUGAUACGUUUCUAAUUCAGAGCGAAUAUAAUCAUCACAAAAUUUUCUAUUUACACGAGACCAAAACCAUUCAUUGUGGUCCAACUUAAGUAUGGAAUUAAAAGCCUGUGAAGACGAUUCUCCAUAGAGUGUCUGGCGAUAGUACAGCAUAGCGUCGAGUACCACUUUGAAACAAAAUCCAUUUUGACGAUCGAUGAUAUAGUGCAAUACAUGUUCAUUGUUUUCAUCCAGUGCAAUUGGAUCAAUGUUAUCAGUAUGCUUGCCGAUCAGUAGCUUUAUUAUCUCAUUUUGAGAAGCUUCACAUGCCGAAUGGAACGGUGUUCGCUUUCCUGCACCUCUGAAUUUAAAAUCGGCUCCGUAGCCCAUGAGAAGGUUCAACACAGUUUUGUUUCCAUGAUAGGCCGCCAACUGCGGCAACGUUUCACAUUUCCCCAAAAGUCCCGUACUAUUCCAAAUUAAUUGUCCGUUUUUGACCAACAGAGAUUUAAUGGUUUUAAAGAGCUUCAAAGGAUCAUUAGAUUUAGAGUUUACCACGGCCAAUUUCUUGCGAUCAUUUGGAUACUUCAUCAAAAUAAGUAUUGAUUGCUCCAGAAUGAUAGAUGACGAGCAAUCGAAUUGAGACAGUUGACUCACAUUGUCAUAUUGCUCUUCGUUUAGUGCCAACAGGAUAGGCCUUCUCAACCAAAACUUAUCACUUGCACUGCAUCUAAACUUUUUUACUAGCUGCUUACCUACAAAAAGGAGAUCUUUUUGCAUCCGUUGAACUAAAAACUCUGCUACUUCCGUCUGAUUUUCGACGAUGGUCACGUGUGCCGCCGUUUCUCAAUCCUGAAUGGGUUCAUAAAUGUUAGCACCACCUGCUACCAGCUCUCUUACUUGAUCGAUGAACCCUCGCAGCCCUGCGUAAUGUAAGCGAUGCGGGUGCAAUUCGGCAGGAAAGUAUCGUUUGCGAUACAUUGCAGCGUAGAGCAGGAACACAAAUGGCUCGAGGUUUCCGUGCUUUUUAAAACUUUGACUAAAACGAUUACAUGAAAUGAAUUAACUUAUCGGCUAUCAGUAACAGCGAAACCGCUUGCAACACACGCACCGCUCGAAGCUAACUGAUAAAUUAAUGUGACUCAUCGUAUAGCCGAAAAUGAUGUGCUUAUACUAUGCUUUCCAAUAUUAUAGAGGAAAGCGUAGUAAAAUGUAAAAAGGAAAACGCAUAUGUAUGUAACUAUGAAUUACACCAUUAAGGUUUAGAUAAUAGCAAUUUGUACUAGAUAUAUCACCAAUUUUUUCAAAUGCACAAACGCAUAAACACUAUUAACAAUCAUAAGGUACUAAAAAUAUGAAAACCAAUGAAUGUCGGACUCAUGCUCUGUUUUUCCAGAUACAUGGAAUUUUGACACAUUCAAUUGUAACAAAUUGCAUUCGAUUGAGUAAAUUUAUUUUUUAUAGUUUUGUAAAUGUCGAGAGUUACCUUAGGUGCGCAAUAUUACGAAAUUCAUUAAACCGCAUUUAUAUACAAGUCAAAGCACCAUUAUCGAAUAGUUCAGUAACACUUUCAAUGUGGAGAAAGACACCGAGUCAUCUUUCGUUGCCGAUAAAACUUUAGUUCGCAUCAUGGAUUCAGAGCUUGAGUGGAUAGGAUUUGGAUUAUUUGAUGACGAUGAGAAUCCCACAAAUGAUGUUUCGUUACAACCAGUAGACGAUCUGGAUUUCCGACAAAAGCUACUCCAGUUCAAAAUAAACUUCUACCAAUCGUCUAAAGAUGGAACCUUGCUGCAUAACUGGAUACGGAAAAAUAACAAGCAGAAAAUUGAUGAUUUACUGCAUGCUUACCAGCUCGAUUUCAAUCGCAUUCGUGACUAUUUGGUAUCCAAAUUCCAAUGGAACAUAGGUGAUAAAAUAUUGUUUCGAAAAACCAUACUAGUAGCAGUUGAUGAAGAGCUUUGCGUGACAGCUAAAAAACUUGAAAAUCGGCAAAUUUCACAAGAAGACUUAUCACGAGCUGUGUUUGUUUUACUGAAAGUACCUGUUGAAGGAGAUGAAGUGGCUGUGAUCCACCCGAGUGAAACCAAUCGGUUAGAAGUAUUACAAUUAAUAAAUAAGCUUAUUCCAAACGGAUACCUUAGCUGGAACAGCACUGGAACUGAAAGAAUGAACGAAACACCGAUGGAAGUAGCCGCUGCAUGUGGCAAUAUUGCCCUGAUCGGUCGGCUCUACAACAUGGGAGCAGAUAUUGCAUUUCACACCCAUAGUGCAUUGAAUGCCGCGUGUCGGCAUUUCCGGGAAAACGUCAUUUUCUGGCUAUUAACAGAACAUUUUGACGACUUCGAUUGCACUCUCCGGGAUGCUCAAAAACACAACGCCAUUAUGUUACUUAUGCGACGGAAAAAUCAAGUGAAAGUAUUUCAAUUUGUUUUAGAAAAAAUGAUCGCUUACAGGCAAAAGUACUACCAUGAGUCCGAAUCAACUGCCUUCAAUGAAAUCUUUCGUGCCGAAGAUAAGGAUCUGUCUAGUCUUUCAAUUCUUACUUACAUCGGAAAAGGUCCAAUAUUAAAUGAAAUUGAAAAAUAUAUUGUUAAAUACAAGUUUAACUUGUCCUAUCAAUGGGAGAAUGUUACGAUAUUAGCUACAAUGUUGUGUCGCAAGAUUGCUUUGAAAUAUUGUUUCGACGAAAUACGUAUAAACCCCGAUCUUUUAAAGCUGAUGGACUAUGGCUGCAUAACCGUUCUACACUGCAUGGUCAUUUAUGGACACAUAGACUUUCUUCGAGAAAUAUACGCAUUGAAACCGGAGUCAACAACAUAUUUUGAAACCGACGGAGGAAUUGAAGUUUUGCAUAGAGCGCUUUAUGGUGGGAAUAUUGACCAAUUACAGUUUAUAUUUGAACAUCACUUGGAGUUUGUCAAAAGCCAUCUCGAACAACUACGAGAGCAAAUCGUUCGGCUUAACCCUUUGGACAAAAUAAAAGACGUGCUCUUGAAAUAUUUUCCCGAGCUUCGUGAGGAUGUUGAAAAAGCGUGUGAACCUGAACCAGCAUAUAGUUCAUUAUCAGAUAUAGAAUCGUCCUUUCCUAACAUCGAUGCGACUCUAUCACACAACACAAACCCACCCAGCAGCAUUAGGGGAAGAAAUGGUGAAACUCUGCUCCACUUAGCCGUUGCCAGAGAUGAUGUCGCCCUGUUUAUCAAAUUACUAGAACUAGGAUGUGACCAAAAUGCUGUGGAUAACGAUGAAAAUCAUACGGUCCAUUUCGUGCGAAGUUUAGACAUGCUUAAUCUGCUUAUCGAGCGUUAUCCAGAAAGGGAAGUAAUAGUACAAAUCCGAAAUGCAAACGGAUGCACUGUACUACAUCGAGUCUGUUCUCGCUAUAUGGAGCAAAAAUCGCGUCUUUCUUUGGUAGAACGAAUCGUCGAAUGUGGAGCGGAUGUUAACGCGUUGACUGUACAAGGAGACACAGCUUUGUUUUGUUUAAUAGAAUGUGGUCCUGUGAAUGUUCUUUUGAAACACAACAUUAAACUGGAUGUGGUUAACUUAGACGGUGAGACCGCUUUAUGGCAUCAAUUGCGUAAAGGAAAUGUUUGUAUGGCUAAUGCAUUGCUUCCACUGUUUAAUAAUCUCCCUUGUUUCAAAACUGGUGCUCAUGAAUUUCUGGGAUUAAUGAUGAACAGCAGAAACAGAGAUUUCUUCAGUUGUGAUUACCAGUGGUAUUUGGAGAAGCACCCUGAAGUUGCGAAAUUUUUGUUUGAUUCAGUAUAUCAACAUUCGCGGGAAGAAGCCAGCAGACUGUUCGCCAAAGCAUGUUAUAGUGCCUUUAAUUUUGUGGUUGAGAAAUUUUUGGACUACAACUAUGAUUUGAAUUACAACUACACAGAUGACGAUGGAUAUUCACCUUUGAUUGGGCUGUUGAGUUAUAUGGAAAAGAAAAAUGAUCAUCUGGUUAAACGGCUUCUCGAAAAGGAUGGAAUUGAUUUAGAGGCACGCAAUAAAUGGGGACGGACCGCUCUUUUAUCGAUAACUUGUCAUUUUAAAUCUGCACAGUGGUAUGGUCAUAGCACUGAAACAGUUCAGCUGUUAUUGGACCAUGGGGCAAACAUUAAUGCUGCUGACUGCGAUGGAAAUACGGCACUGCACAUGGCUUUCUCGAGCAGCGAGAGGCAGUUAGCAGAGGUGUUGAUUCGAAAUGGGGCAGAUUUGAAGGCUGUGAAUAGAGAUGGUAAAGUGCCGUAUCAAAUGGGAGGAAGGAUAGAUCAGGAAUUGUUCUAUUUCAUGGUUUGAAACGUGCUGCGAUGUAUAGAGUAAACUAAACCCGGUGCCUUGAUCGUUUAAUCAGAAACAAAGUACAGAGAUAAGUUAUAUGUUUCACGGAUUCCUGCUGUUACCAGUACAAUAACUGCCUUUAUACGUAUAUUGUAUUUAUAUUUUUAACUUACUUAUUGUCGUAUUUGGCUGUCAAAGCCUUGCAAUAAUUGCAAAAAAAAACAAACCUUAUUGAAUCAUUAGUGUAUCUUCUGCCUUAGCAGCUUCAUUAAAAACCGCAGCAAUACGGUCCACUGUUACCCGGGAACUGUGACUUGACGUUUUAAAUAGUACACAUGCCAAAAAAUCCAUAACCAUUCUCAUAUCUGCAGGAACUCUAAUACACAAAUAAAAAACACUUUUUUCAAACAACAAUACAGCACGUUUUUCCAAACAACAACUUAUUUUUAGCGAAACGUUUUUAAAUGUUUUCAAUACCACUUCAGAAAAAAAGAGUAUAGCAGAGAAUUAUGACAAUCUAAAUAACUGUUACUCAGUUCGGUAAACGAAGCUUACUCAAUUUUUGACGUUUUAAUAGACAAUGUAAAACUGAGUCAAAGUUGCUCAAAUUAGAGUAAAAUAAAAGGAACGUGUAAGAUUUUUCAAGUUCUGGGUUACAAUUGGGUUGUUUAGCUACUCACGGAUUUCUGAUUGUUAUAUAUCAGGUAAUAGAGUGUAUUUUCUAAGCAA